AUGAGCGCACUUAGCGAUACCGACGGGUCAUCAUCGACGGAGCUGCGAGGACAGAGGAUUGAUAAUGUCUCGCCCGUCGUCCUUCACGCAUCUGCCGAUCCUCCUCUUGCCAACACCGGUCCCUCUUCUGCCACCUCCACGACUCUCGACCUCUCCAUGUUCCCCACCGCUCUUCAGGCCCAGCUUGCUCAAUUCACCGUAGACUUACAAGACUCCAAGUCCGCCCGAACCUCCUUGGCGUGCAACCACUGUCGAUCAAGAAAGAUCAAAUGCUCAGGCGACCGACCGGUCUGUUCGGCGUGUACCAAGUCUGGAGCUGGGGAGACUUGCCAGUAUCCACAGGGGCAUGCGAAGAGGAGGAAACGGAGUGCUAUCGCUAUGGAGAGCGCUCGGACGGUAGAUGAGGAAGAUACAUCAAGUACAAGAACGACCCAGCGGCACCAUAGCGAGUCGGGAGAUGGCACAUCACUCUCAGCCGAGCAGACAGCAUCAUCGUCGAGCAACAGGUUUCAGACGUUGAGAUCCGCGGCGACACUUCCUCCUACGAAAAAGGCUCGCACAGAGGAUGUCGAGACACAGCAACUACAGAUAGAGAUAUCAGGGCCCGCCCCAGACUUCGUGAGGUCUCGCGGUGCGAGCGAGCUGGACACGGGAUUACAGUUACAGCAACAACAACAACAACAACAUGAACGAGUACAAGGGUGUGAUUACGAUUGGUCUCUCUUCGGGGAGAUGCACGAUACUACUACGCCCUCAACUCAUCAAGCUGGACCUUCCGAGUACUCCAAGACGGACCAUAUGGAAAGGGGCAGGUAUUCGCGAAGUGUGCAGGAGUCUGCUACUGCAGGGACCGAUCGUGACUCUGGCGGGUCGACUCGGUUACGUGUACCCUACUUCCGCUACUUCGGUGCUACAGCCAUCGCACCCGGUUAUAAACGAGUCACCGCGGACGUUUCGGCACCGUCCUCGCCAAGUAGGAGAUCGAGGUCGAGUUUGCGGAUGACUACGGCGUCGUCUAUAGCGAUCAUGUCUGAAGAUGGGGAACGGCCGCAUCCUACUGCCAUCGAUCACCUCUGCCCCAUAUUUCGCUCAGGCUUCCUCUACUUUUUCCCUCUAUGCCAAUCGCUCGACGAGAACUCGGGCCUAGACCGUCAACCCAGCUACAUACAAAACAUCGCAUGCGCACUGGCAGCUAGAUUCACACCUACAUACUCGCCUAGUACGACAGCGGACCGUGGACCGUUCGCCUCUGCUGCCGACGUCUGGUCGUCAACAGCGAAGGAACAGGUGAACAGGCAAUUGGCGGUCGCUAAUCUGGACCUGGUCGAGGCUCUGCUCAUGAUCAGCUGGUACGAAUUUAGCGCAGAUCGAGAUGGGGGGCUAUGGAUGUAUUCUGGGAUGGCUUUUCGGAUGGCGCAAGAUCUAGGUCUCGACAGACAGUGGGACGCAGGUCAAGACUCCAUAAGAGACGGGUCCGGACCGGUCGACCGGUCGCUCAGGCUACAUCUCGCACUCUGCAUGAUGGACGCCAUCAUGACCAUCGGCACUGGACGAAAUGGGAUGUACCAACAUCGAAUCUCUCCCGUCUAUACAUUUCCAACGUUAUCAAUAGCAAACGGACAGAUGUUACCAGACCCUUUUCCCUACCUCGCAAACAUCCUCGCCGUAGCAGGAACGACAACACAAAUCAUGCUGGCUCAAGAAUCACCGGCAUAUCAAAGCGAGCAGUUGAACGCUCUACAAUUGGCGCUGAACGGCUUCGAUGCUGCGUUACCGGACGAGCUACGCUUUCAGACGGCGACGUUCAGGUCUUACGUCCCACUAUUACAGGGAGGGGCCUUUGUCCUAAUCCACCUUUGGUUCCAUGCGUUGAUCAUACUCGUCCAUGAUCCUACCACGCUACUGCUGGAGCGUCAUACACCAGGACCUGAUCUCGUGGAUCUGGAUGGCAGGGAAAUCUCUAUCAGCUCUGCAAAAAGCAUCCUGGACAUUGUGUCGUUUGCCGAGCUAAUCGACCCCAAAUCCAUCUCUCAACCCUGGAUCAACUAUCCUCUAUACAUCGCUUCCCGCGUCUUUCUUGCACAAACCCUUCGUCAACAGCAGAACGGCCAGAAUCCUGCCCCAAGUCGAGCUCGCGUCGCCUCUACGGCCAGUGCAAACUACCAACGUAUAGUCGUAAUCCUAGCAAACCUCGAGACUACCUGGUCUGGGGUGCGAUAUAUCCGUCAGGUUGUUUCACAAAGGGCGGAUGGUAUAGAAUUGGCCGAUUUGUCUGCGUCUGCGACCGAGACCUCCCGUCUAGCGAAUAGCAAUCCUGCAAAGGGACACCAUGCGACGCCAGACGGUUGGCUAUCACAGGAUCUGUUGGGGUUCGGUCUUACGGGGACCAUGAACUCGCCCUCCGAUCAUCGCUAUACCUUUGUCUACCCUCCGGGGGUCGGGAAUCAGCCGGAAUCGAUCAGUCCCACUCAGCCAGCCAUCGUCGAUCAAUCGCUCGUACCUUUUGAUAUCGCUUGGGCCGAGGCGUUCUUGGCGGAUCUAGAGACGCCAUGCAGGGAUGCGCCUAUGACAUGA
Messenger RNA from Filobasidium floriforme, 2574 nucleotides. RefSeq lists its product as uncharacterized. Gene Ontology annotation, biological process: DNA-templated transcription; regulation of DNA-templated transcription. The record is from RefSeq and is a predicted model, not a curated record. Lineage: Eukaryota; Fungi; Basidiomycota; Tremellomycetes; Filobasidiales; Filobasidiaceae. The coding region runs from base 1 to 2574 and encodes 857 amino acids. The transcript has 13 exons. Gene Ontology annotation, molecular function: zinc ion binding; DNA binding; DNA-binding transcription factor activity, RNA polymerase II-specific.